Messenger RNA from Sphaerulina musiva SO2202, 4539 nucleotides. RefSeq lists its product as uncharacterized. The coding region runs from base 534 to 3809 and encodes 1091 amino acids. The transcript has 3 exons. The record is from RefSeq and is a predicted model, not a curated record. Lineage: Eukaryota; Fungi; Ascomycota; Dothideomycetes; Mycosphaerellales; Mycosphaerellaceae.
UCAUCAUCAUCUAUCCAUCCAUUCAUUCGUUUUCUUGGUUUGCCUCAUUCAUCACCCAAACUACUUGUUAUCAUUCCAUCUAUACACUGCGUUGUCGUCACGCUAGGAUACAAAGUUCAGGUACAACACGCUUCGUUGCUGGGCUGAGCCGCUGAGAGUCGAGGAUUUGGACACACCCGACCCCAAUUAUACGCAGACUGAAACGCACGGUAGCACAUUCGUCGUUCGAUACAAUUCUCCGUUGGGAUUCCCAAACCCACUGGCCCGCGUCCUUCACGUCCACCCGCCCUCCUGGGACACGCCAUCCGAACGACACGGCACACUCCUCCUCCUCCUCCUCCUCCUUCUUAAUGUGAUACCCCGACACGAUCCAUCUGUACAUACGUAUUCAUUUGGCGCCCUUUUCAUGGGACAAUAAGAGUAGUGAGGAGCAAGAGGCAUCGGUCGCGCACGACCACGAGCCCUGGGACAUUUAGCCGCGGGAAGCAGGCAUUGGAAACAUCCCCAUACAAACAACACGAAAUACCGGCUCUAUGCCAAAAGGCCUGAACCUGAAGGGAUUCGGCCGGCGCAAGUCUUCCGGCAACGCUCUCGACUUCGAGCCCACCGAGGGCGCCGCAUCGCCAACACAAUCGACCUUUCGCGUGAUCGAGCGGCCGGAUUCCAAAAAGGCGGCUUCGUAUGGCCGUGAAAAGCCUACGAGCAACGGCCGCGCCUACAACGCUCCUUUGAAUGCACUGCGAGGCAAGAGUGUGGACAACUUGACACUAGGGCCGAACAGGGGCAGUAGCGGCACCACGAAUUCCGGAAGUAGUGGCUACUACGAAAGCUCGAGCGCCUCCGCAAAGCACAGCUCGACUUCGACUCUUCCCUCGUCAGUCGACCAAGAACAUCGCGCUCCCGACGACGACGAGCUGUUCCCUCCUCACCCACAAAAGGCUUUCACGACGGGCAUGUACCAGAAAGUGAGCGCGCCAAACAACGAUCCACCACUACCUCCGCCGCCAACAUUCUCCUCCCGAGCGGCACGCGCCUUCUCGUUUGGCAAUAACAAGCAUGCAAAAUCGCCAUCGAAAGAUAUCUCGUCCUUGCCUCCACCGCACGACGCUUCCGCGCCCGGUUCGAACUCUCCCGAAAGAACCCGCAGUCCUUUGAGGGAACGUGCCAUGACCACCAGCAGCUAUGCCAGUACUGCCGUGCCGACCACCACUGACUUGAAGCUAUCAAGUCCUGACUUUGGCAGCGAUGACUUUGGCAACAUGUUUGAGAGCCUCAAGAAAGAGCCCAUGCCAACGUCACCAUCGCUACCACCGCCGCCGCCGGCCCAUCGUGGCCUGAUCGGCUCCACCACGGCAGCACAGAGCAAUUCUUAUGUGAAACAGGAGUCGCAGCCCACGUAUCCACCACGGGCAUUAUCUAGGAACGGCUUCACGCCAUCUCCCCAACCGCAAAUGUUUAGUCGUGCGGAAAGUUCCUCUCCACGCUCUUGGGACGACGGCAGCUCCAAUGAUGGACUCGUGUCAAGAGUAAGCACACCGGGUCUACCGAGCGCUGGCAUGGCCGGACCGGCCAUGGGAGCCGCCUUUGCCCAGGCAUUCCACGGCAAGUCGUCCCAGCCCGGUUAUGCGCGUGUUCCUGAGCGCUACAACUCUCCUAGCCUUGGGCAGGAGUCUGUUGAAGACUUCUCUGCGAGUUUGAUGGCUGCGGGUGCGAAGAAGGAGAAGCAGCCUGCAUAUGCGAGUCGACAAGCGCAGGUGGACGAUGAAGAUCGGUGGACUAGAAAGGUACAACUGCGGGAUGCACCGCACACCCAAAGUUUGUCUCCCUCUGCGUCCAAAUUGUCAACAAGCACCAAUUCGACUACACGACCACCGCCUCACGCACUCGCUGCCGCCUCACGCAAUGGUCCCACCUCGCCGAACAGCUCAAUGGAAGAUGUGCCCGAGAGCAACACGACCACGCCGCGCGCCGCUCGGACGUUGAACGCGUUGAACGAUAAGUCCAUGUUCGAUGCAUCGCCUGCCGGUCCAUCCACACGUCCAUCACGAGCUGACCUCCAUCAACGCACUGAGAGCGGCAACCCAAAGACCAUGACGAAAGCUCAGUACCAAGCCAUGAUGCAGCAAGGAGGACAGAGUGAAUCACCGAGUGAAGAGGAGGAUUUGUCAGAGGAUGACUACGAUGAAGAGGAUGAGGUGGAACAUGCGCGGAAGCUGGCAACACAACGGCGCAAGCAGGAGGCCAACAUGUCCGUAUACCGCCAGCAGAUGAAGAAGGUCACCGGUGGUGGGCCAACAGACCUACCGUCUUCUGCGUCCUCUACCCGACCAUCCGCGCACCAUGCCGCAACCUCACCGGCCGGUAUUGGCUUGCAUUUGGGUGGCAUUGGUGGCAGGCCUCCCGAGGCAACGAUCCUUGGUCGUCAGGAUGACGAUGAAGAUGAGGAUGUCCCAUUGGGCAUUUUGCAAGCUCAUAACUUUCCAAACCGUGGUCGUCCACCCAUGAAAGUUGGGGAGAACGAUCUUCUUCACCAAAGACAGAGCUCUGCUGCCGGCUCUGUGAUCAAUGGCGGUGCAGGGCAGGGCAAUCUGCCUCCAUUUGCUCGACGACUACCGCAGGACCCGUAUUUCGGUGCUGGCCUGGUCAAUCCGAGCACUCGCGAGUCCUUGGCGUUCAGCAACCCUGCCGGCUCGGUCGUAGGUAUGCCCCCUGGAUCACCACAUCUCAUGGUCCCUGGCAUGGCACAAACUCCUGGAGGGGGGCAUCCCGGUGGGCUGGUCGGCGUCAUUGCUGGGGAGGAGAAGGCUAGAGCUGCGAGACGAGGAAGCACUAACCCUGCCGCGAUGAUGAGCGGCGCCAUGCCUUUGCCUUCAAACAUGAAUCCACCGUUCAACAUGCAGCGCACCAUGUCGAUGGGCAAUGUCAUGCCGCCAUCUGUAUACAGUCCCAGCGGCAUGCCACCAAUGGCCUCGAUGCCACAACAAUUCAACCCCAUGAUGAUGGGUGGUAUGUCUGGAAUGAUGCCGCAGAUGCCGCAGAUGCCGCAGAUGCCUCAAGACGGGAGCCAACAACAGAUGCAGCAAUUCAUGGCCAUGCAGAUGCAAUUGAUGCAGAACGUAAUCAACAUGCAGCAGGCGCAAAUGGGAGGCGGGAUGACACCUUCAGCCAACCCGCAGCCACAGCAGCAGGACUAUCUUGGAGUCAACUUCAAUGAUGCCAAUCGACCAAUGUCAAUAGCCAGCCAACAGGGCUUCGCUCCUUCGAACCAGCCCCGUAGCAUGACGAUGACCAAUCCUCCUAGCGGAUGGGGCAGUGCGGCGAACCCAAGCGGUCCUCGGCCGAACAGCGCAAUGCCAGGUUAUGCACCUUCCACGAAUGGCCUCAACGUCCCGCAGACUGGACCUGGAGCGGGAUAUACACCUUCGAUUGCACCGAGCGAACGCAGCAACGUCGGCAUGCCUUCUCGUUAUCGUCCUGUCACUCAAAAUGGCGAGGCUUCCAGAUCGCAGAGCAUGACCUCUUCACUUACCUUGCAGCAAUUUGCUGCACAACAAAACGCCCCCAAUGUGCCCGGGACGCCCUAUGGCGCAAACACUGUUCAGGCACCCAAGCCGACGGUACGAGUCAUAGACAAAGCCAAAGGUGCACCGAAGGUCAACAACCGGCCCGCGGACGAGGACGAGGAUGAAGGCUGGGCAGAUAUGAAGAAGAAGCGCGAAGAGAAGAAGAAGUCGAAAUGGAGUUUCAGGAAGGACAAGACCACUAGCAACGAGCCGACCUUGGGCGAUCUUUACCAGACCAUGGAUUAGGAGUCCAUGAGAUGUUCAAAGGAUGUCAUGGAGUACGGCGGCGUCUGGAUAAGCUUAAAAGAGAACAGCAACACGAAUGAUGCGCAGUGCAUGACAUGGUGGCAUACUUGCAUUCAUUUGGAGUCGACUCCACCAGAGACAAAAUAUGUUUGCGAGCAACUCAGUUUCGACUAUCACAGGAUCGUAUACCCACACGCGAACGAAAAGGCGGGCUGUCCAUUCAUUUUUUUUAACGGGACCAGAUCUGGCUGUUCAUAAUUGCAUUGCGUGGGAUCAAAAAGGGAGGUGAGGGCAGGAAAGGAUGGCCGGCGGGAAGGAAAAUGCGGAUUUAUCGGAUUGAAUUUACACUUUCGCCUUGUUUUUUGUACGCCAUUUUCGCUGUCGGAACAGAUGCAACAGAGCAGAAUCAUCGAAGCAGAGAAAAGAGGGUGCCGGGGCCUCUUUCUUAGUUGUAAUGGAGACGUGUAAAAGAGAAAAAUGAUCAAGCAGCUGCGUCUAGUUGUUGUUAUUAUUAUGUCUUUUUGAUUGCGAACUUUGGGAGCUGGGAGAGGGACAAAAAACAGCAUGCUGCGCGCACGCACGCACGCACUCAAGUCAGGCGUUGCGUUGCGAUGCCCGAGAGACAAAGAGGGAGGGAGAGAGGGCGAGAGAAAAUCUAGAAGGUAGUAGGUAGAGAAAGACUGCUGCUACUACUACUACUUACUCAUUGAGAUAGUUGUGUUAAUAGGGG